Molecule: messenger RNA, 714 nt
Organism: Malus domestica (apple)
Lineage: Eukaryota; Viridiplantae; Streptophyta; Magnoliopsida; Rosales; Rosaceae
Source: RefSeq, a predicted model, not a curated record
AUGCCUACUGAACAAACAGUGGGGAUCGAGUCGAUGUUUGAUGAGGUCUGGAGACAUGUUGAAGAUGAACAGGUGGGAACAAUCCGGUUAUAUGGCAUGAGAGGGGUGGGUAAGACCACCCUCCUUACCAAAAUCCAUAACAAGUUCGCCCUUAGUACUUCUUACCAUUUUGAUCCUGUGAUUUGGAUCGUGGUCUCAAAAGACCACAAACUUGAAAUCCUCCAAGAUAAGAUUGGUGAAAAGCUUGGGAUUCUUAAUGACAAAUGGAAGGACAAUGAGCCGCAUGAAAAAGCUCAACACAUCUUCAAGUUCUUGAGUAAGAAGAAAUAUGUGCUAUUGUUGGAUGAUAUAUGGGAGACGAUUGAAAUGACUACAGUUGGGAUUCAUAAUCCAGAGAUUCCUAAUCCAGUGACUCCUGGUCCAGCUAACAACAAGAAGUCGAAGAUAAUAUUCACAAAUCGCUUGGAGCAUAUAUGUAGUUGUGUUGAUGCUCAAAUAAAGAUGAAAGUCACGUGUCUAAUGCCGAACCAAGCAUGGACCUUGUUUCAGGAGAAGGUGGGCAAAGAAACUAUUCAAAGUCAUCCAGAUAUCCCCAAACUUGCGCAAGUAGUGGCAAAUGAGUGUGACGGUUUGCCACUUGCAAUAAUUACAGUUGGUCGAGCCAUGACGUGCAAGAAACACCCCACGAAUGGAAGCAUGGAAUUCGUGUUCUAA